Messenger RNA from Larimichthys crocea (large yellow croaker), 5502 nucleotides. RefSeq names its product growth hormone releasing hormone receptor b (gene ghrhrb). The coding region runs from base 191 to 1585 and encodes 464 amino acids. NCBI's taxonomy places the organism in Eukaryota, Metazoa, Chordata, Actinopteri, Sciaenidae. Gene Ontology annotation, molecular function: vasoactive intestinal polypeptide receptor activity; peptide hormone binding; G protein-coupled peptide receptor activity. The transcript is spliced from 13 exons. Gene Ontology annotation, biological process: cell surface receptor signaling pathway; adenylate cyclase-modulating G protein-coupled receptor signaling pathway. Gene Ontology annotation, cellular component: plasma membrane. The record is from RefSeq and is a predicted model, not a curated record.
CGGCUCUCCUCCGCGCGUAAUGCGGACCUUUCCCUGCACUGGACACCGGAAAAAACAAAAGCCCGAUCACAUUCAUAUCGACGGAUUGUUUCCAGGGCUGGAAAUUUAAGAAGGAAGUGAUUUCUUGAUUUCUUACUCUUGGACACAUUUUUUUACUUUUAUUUCUUUUGAAAGUGAACAAACCUUAAACAUGUUAAUGCACAGUGUGUUCAUCCCUGGAGGCUCGUGCUUCAUAUGUUUGGCCACAUCACUUCACUUGGGUCUGUUCCUGCAGCUGGCGGUUUGGAAAACGACAGAGGCCAUACACCCAGACUGUGCCUUGGUGGUUCAGCACAUGAUGGCUCAAGAAGAAUGCAACCAGAUCCUCAAAGAGGAGGGGAACAACCACUCCACCAGGGCAGGUUGUCCAACGUUGUGGGACGACAUUCGUUGCUGGUAUCGUGCCGAGGUGGGCCAGGUGGUCAACAUCUCGUGUGUCGAUGUCUCUCAUCUGUUUGCCAAUAACCAAGGUUACAUCUACAGGAACUGCACUAAAGAUGGAUGGUCCAAGCUCUACCCCUCCUACGAGGAAGCCUGCGAGUUCACAGAUUACGAAGAGCCAGAACCAGUGACAACGUACUUCUCCAACUUCAAACAGGUCUACACCGCUGGCUACGCGACCUCCCUCAUCGCUCUGAUAUCAGCUAUUUUUGUCUUCACUGUGUUCAGGAAGUUUCACUGCACCAGGAACUACAUCCACAUCAACCUGUUUGUGUCCUUCAUCCUGAGAGCGAGCGCUGUCUUCAUUAAAGACGGCGUUCUUUUUUACGAUGAAAAUCUGGACCACUGCUUCAUGUCGACUACGUCCUGUAAAGCAGCCGUGGCCUUCUUCCAGUUCAGUAUCCUGGCCAACUACUUCUGGCUUCUGGUGGAGGGCAUGUACCUGCAGACGCUGCUCGCGCUCACCUUUGUUUUCCAGAAGAAAUACUUCUGGUGGUACAUACUCAUCGGCUGGGGUCUCCCAACAACAAUCAUAACAGCGUGGAUACUCACUCGCAACUUCUACGAUAACAACGGUUGCUGGGAUGACACAGAUGUGGCCUUCAUCUGGUGGAUCAUAAAAGCUCCGAUAACGGCAUCGCUUCUGGUGAACUUCAUCAUCUUCAUCAAUGUGAUCCGUAUCCUGGUCCAGAAGCUGAGAUCUCCUGGUGUCGGUGGCAACGACACAAGUCACUUCAAGCGGCUGGCCAAGUCCACUCUGCUCCUCAUCCCUCUGUUUGGAAUGCACUACAUGGUGUUCGCCUUCCUGCCAGAAAACACCGGAGCAGAGGCCCGAAUCUUCAUCGAGCUCGGUCUGGGAUCCUUUCAGGGAUUCGUUGUGGCUCUGCUCUACUGUUUCCUGAAUGGUGAAGUGCAGGCAGAACUGAAGAAGAGGUUUUGGAAGUGGCAGACUCAGAGUUACCUGAGGUACAGUAAACGACGGCGUACGCUGUUCACUGAAAGCAGCACGGUCACUCAGAUAUCCGUCCUGGACAAAUCCAGCCCCAAAGAGCAGCCGCCCUCAGAGACAAACGCCCUCACGCCCAGCAACAUCUCCGCUGUCUGAGGAACGUUGGACAGCACAGGUCUUCACGUCCCGUGUCACAACACCCGCUUGGUAUUUGGACAACGUCUCGAACGAGUGACUGAACAGCAGAACCCGAUUGAUGAAUGUUUAAGGUACCUCGAACGGUACGAAUUAUCUGCAGAAUCCCACAUGGGCUGCUAAAUUUACAGCCGUUAACUUCACUCUAACUUUGUUCACUCACUGUACUCAUCACAUCGUUCACCUUAACCUUUCCCUCCGUGAUAUUAAUUAUCUUUCCACUCACUGGCUUCAGUACUGGCUCUCAGAGAGGUCACAUAUUUUAUUGCCCUUUGCAAGAUUUUGCUUUAGGGGCAUCUUUCCUACAAUCGUCAAAAAUCUUUUAUUCUUCUUUUUAUCAAAACAUUGAUAUCACAAUAAAUGUGGCUCCAAUAUUAAUUCAUGAAUUAUAUUAUUAUAACUAAAUGCUGCCUUCCUUGGAUCUGGCAGCCGUUUCUCACCAAAGUAGCCAAAAGAUGAAUUAAUUCAUUGAUUAGAUUAAGUAAUCUAAUCUUAAUUUUAAGACUAAAUAUCUUCCCCCUGCACCUCCUUUACGAACAGUCAGUCCAAAGUUACGUAACCACUGAAUGCUCCUGGACUUUACAGAUACAUUUCUAAUUUUAUUCUCCCACCCCGUGGAUCAGUGCCAUUCAUCAGUGCUUGGAUGUCCGUGUGAUUCUUCAGUCUCUUGAAUGUUGGGCAGUACGAUUUCAUCACAUUAUGAAGAUUAGAUUCUUCGUGCCCACGUUACCAUCAGUGGCUCUGCAUGCAACAUGUUGCACAGUGCACUAGCGCACAUCUGGAGCACUAGACUGUAAAAGCUAUUUAUUUGUCAGAUUAUCGUUUUUUUUUUGUGUCAGUGUAAAUAAAAAACCUGAACUAGAGUUUACAUGUAUUUUAAGAAAACAGUAGAGUUCAUCCAAUAGAUUUAUAAAACCACAUGAAUGACCUUGUUACUGUAAAACUAAAAGAAAACAACUUUAAAACAGAUACGUUGGUAUUUAUAUUUAACUUUUUUUUUUUUAUUAUUAUGCUGUAAUAUUGCAAAGCGUGGAAAAAAUUACCUGUUUGUUCGGUUUCGUGACGCUGAUUGCUGUGCUAAUGCUUAUGUAAUCCAGAACCUGAGAAGUAGACUAGAUGAGCCGUCGGUGUAUCUACGCUUUGUUCUGUUCUGUUUUGACCUGGUCGACACUCAGCAGGUCCACAGGCACAUGUAGAUAUGUACAGUAUUAUUCACAGAAGUAAAUAUGACUUCACUCAGCUACUGACCACUUCAGUGCCUUUAUCAUAAAGCAUCACUCUGUUUCUCUGCAGUUCAGGCGGAUCGGACCUUACAGCACGUUUGCAUUUCAGAUCUGUGUGUCGACAUAUUUAAGAUUGUGAAACCAUGUUUUGGGUCUUUUGCUGUGCAGCGUUAACAGAUGUGCUUCUGUGAUCCGUGAUUCACGACGUGGUGAGAACUGUGUUCAAAAGACAAAAACAAACUUUCAUCUGAUUUCAAAUUGUGCAGCGUUGGAAGUUGAAAGAUGAUUUUAACCGAGCAUGUUUUGAUGUGGUGUUUUCUGAAAGAAAGAUUUUCAUGUUGUGUGUGUGUGUGUGUGUGAACUUUUCCUUCUUAGAUUACAUCCAUUUACAGUGCUAUUCCUCUUUCCUUGCUUGAAAAAGACGAUGUAGAUGUUUCUCUUUCAGGUUCCGGUUUACGACGUGAAUGCUUGAAGUUUCUGAUUUGGUGUUUUUUCUUAUUUGGGCUGGAGGUGAACAUUACAGGCUGAGGCUGGUGAUCGUCUAUAGUUUUCUUUUUGUUGACAUCUAAUGAAAAGAAAUUACUCCCCUACCUUGUCUGUGGCACUCAUUGCCUGACCCACGGGUUCCUACUAAAGACAUAAAAUGGCAGAUGCAGGACCGCCAACAUGGCAACAACCAGAGCCACCACACUGAGCUUCACAACGUCCCCUCAUACACUUGUGGGUGACAUCACGGCUAUUACAUCCAUAUUUAUACUGUGUAUUUUGACCCACAGACACUUACACCACCAAAAUCCAGCAUUUCCCCUUGUUUUUAAUGGAACUAUAUAUUUGUGAGCUACUAUGAGAUUUACACGUCAGGAGGAGAAGUAACAAACGGAGCUUAGAGCCACAGAUAGUGGAGAUCAAAUGAAAGUAAAGGUAAAAACACAAGGAACAGAUAAUAACAGCAGCCUUAUCCUUUAAGCCAGAACAUGUCUGAAUAUUUACCACACACGACAACAUUGAGCCAACAAGUUAAAAACAUUUAUUGUCGAUACUUCCAUAAUAUACAAAAAAGCCUUCUAGUGUGCAACACUGAAACAAGAUCAAAUGGUUUCGCUGUGCAGUGGAAAGAGAUCGAAUGUAAGAAACAAACAGGAGCUCGUGAGCAGACAGAAGCAGGCUCGAGUGCUUUGAGAUACUUUUACAUUCAGCCAUCAGUACACGAACCGCUGAGCCCCAUUUUUUUUUUUUGACUGAUUAACUGAUUCAAACAGGCAAUCGAUACAAUGAAGCACUUCAAUAAAGAUAACCACCAUCGAAAAGCUGGAAAGAAAAAAACAUUUAAAACAACUUUCUUGUCAUGCUUUGCAGUAAAAAUAAAAAAGGAAAAGAAAAGAGUACAGCAGGUUUUUUUAUUUUUUAUGGCACUUUACUUUUCCUCAUGUCUGCACAGGUUUAACAUUCAAAGGAAAAGUAUUCGACGGGUCCUGACGGGACGAGAGCUACAAUUCGAUAAAUCGUUCACAGUUGGUAUCAAAUAUCCAAAUAUUCUAGCUUAUUAAUUGGAUUCCCUUUGACGGCCUGAAAGCUCGACCCUCUGCUGUGAAUGUCAUCUGCUGGUCACAUGAGAUCAAGACGAUUUAACAAGCAUGCAUCAGCCUAUCGAGAGAGUACAGAGGCGUCACAGGAGGCUUUAUACUUUUAGCAAACACGAUCACCAUUAAAAAGGAGUCAAAUAAAAACAGUUUGAAAAAAUAUGAGAACAAUCACAGCUAUUCACUUUGAACCACAUUUACAAGGUACAACAGCUUGUUUCUGUCUCGCACAUUUAAACUGCGGUUUAUUUAGUCACAAAGGUUGGCUACACACCUUUCAAACACUUCAACUAACUACUUCAUAGCUCCAAACAAAUGAGUAUUUAUUCUUAUAAUAAUAAUAAUAAUAAUAAUAGCAACAUCUUUGUCUGACAUCAACAUAGUACUGGCAAUAUAAGGCUCCAACUCCCAUAUUAACACGAAAGGAAAAAAUCACAUCAACAAAAUUCGGCUCAUGACCCGGUGAGAUUGUCAUAAUGUUGUUUUUAUGAACUCUGAAUAUUGAACUGAACCAGAGAAGAAGAGGUGGUGAUUGUCCAGCCCUUUCCCCCCCCCCCAAACAUCACGAGAUGAACCGGGGCCCCCUUAUGGCUGCUGUUGGAUCUGCACUGUUAUUACUUGUGAACACAGACAGAGCAGAACAGCAGGACAGGACAGUUACAGCGGUCAGCCCUUCUUUUCUCUCUCUUUCUCUCUGGACUCUGAGGAAUAAUGGCUUUGGUCAUUUGCAGGUCAAGAGAUGUUUGAGAUUGGAGUGAAACGGGACAAAAUUUGGUUAAAAAGUGAAAGUUUUUAGGCGUUACUUCAUUUUCAUAACUAUAUUUCAGUGUCUAGUAUAAAUUUAAUGGACUAUAUGAGACUUAAACCUCAAAAAAAUAUUUACUUUUUAAGAUUUAAGGCUGCAGUGACACAGAGGUCACAUCACUGUUCACUGGUUCUGGGAAUUUGGACUCACUAUAUUUAAAAUGAGGCUGUUUCUGGUCAAAUAAAUCAGUCAAUAAAAACACAUUCAGUUGCUGUAUGUCAGUGUCUUAUAUACACUUAAAUACAGUCACUAAAUUACUUUUGAAAAACC